Messenger RNA from Poecile atricapillus (Black-capped chickadee), 831 nucleotides. Its product is annotated as transcription elongation factor A protein-like 4. The coding region runs from base 79 to 504 and encodes 141 amino acids. Lineage: Eukaryota; Metazoa; Chordata; Aves; Passeriformes; Paridae. The transcript has 2 exons. The record is from RefSeq and is a predicted model, not a curated record.
UUUGGAGAAAGUUAACAGAAAAAGCCAGAGGUGUGGCAGAAAAAAUAAGAAGAAAGCAUCCCCACAAAAAACUUAAAGAUGGCGCUGGGAGAAAAAGUUAUAAAGCGGGAAAAAAUGUCUAACAAAGAACAAAAGCUGGCCUUGGAGGACGAGCACAGCUGGGGGGUUGGGAAAGAUAAGAAAUGUAUGGAGGAAAGCAGGGGAUGGGUACAGAAUGAUUGGAAUGUGAAGGCGGUGGAAAGGUGGGGGGACAAGGGGCAAGACAGAGCCUGGAGUAAGGGGCGGAGUGAAAGGCGGGAUGAAAGGCAGAGUAGAGGGUGGAACGAAAGGCGUGGAGAACCAAGAGGGAAGGAACAGCCCGCCCACAGGGGUGGCAGGCAGGGCCGGAGCCCAAGAAAAAGGCACGGAAAACAGGAAGUGGCCAGCCAGUCGAAGUCGGACUCUGACCGAGACACGAGCGACAAAUGGUUGGAGCCCGAGUCCUCAGAAGAAGAAACAUUGUAGUUUUUAGAGUUUUUUCUCAGAUUUAAAACUAGCCCGGUGCGGACGGGUUUAACAAAACACACACACGGUAGCACGCAGCAGCCAGAAGCGCUGUAGCCAUGACAACCACCGGUGAAACAAGUAACAGCAACUUCGACAAAACCGCGGAAAGCAAAACAACAAAACAAAAGAAAAACAACAAAAAGCUGAACAUUUCGGAGAGGGAUAAAAAAGAGAGUUUUAAUUGGACAAUUUAAAAAUUAGAAGCUUUGUAAAUUGUAUUUUUUAUAAAUCAGCAAAUUGUUGUAAUCAAGAUUGAGAUUUAAAAAUAACUUUCUAUUGAAUGAG